UUUGAAUAAAACGAAAGUGAGGAAAAUGGUGCGGGCACACUUAAAGAACGAGAGCUCUGCCAUUAUCACUACACAAGGAAACUAGCAAACAUUUCGGAUAACAACUAAUAAGCAGUGAAGCAAGUUUGACCUUGUUUAUCAUGUGCGUAGUGUCUGGACUUCUGAUCAUCCCUUGUAUGUUUUGCGAUCGGAUAACUCCCGGUGCUGCAGACGGGGAGCUCUGUCAUCUCACGAAAACAUUGUAUAAAAAACUUUGCAUGCCGUAGUUUACACAGGACUGGCGGGAAAUGUGCAUUGCUACUCCUUCAUUCUUCAUGUUAUGUGGUUUACUUUGAUAGGUGAACUGUCUUUCCCGCGUCUCAGCGCGACAUCCGACGGGUUUUCUCAGAUCGCAUCACAUAUGUCUAGUCAUUAACAAUGACAGGUGAAAACACGCACGUCCCUUCGCGAGCAUAUCACGCUCUAAUGAAGGGAAACGGGGAGUUACAAAUUGCCCUCAUUGUAAUCCGUCAAAAUGACAGACGGCCUUCAGAUUUUUCCAUCACUGGUAAAAAAAAAGAGAAUUUUCGGUUAACGCGACCUCUGGUACACACACUUACAGGAAAAUCUGGACCACGGCCAAUCAGAGGGGGGUCCGCCCUUCACUAUCUCUGAUUGGUUUAGACCACGAUAUGGGCCUAAUGUGUGUCUGUUGUUGAAUCACAGGGAGACUUUCAGAGUCGCAGAGACUUUUUUCUCCCUCGAACGGCUGGUCGCACCGGUGCGAUCUCAGAUUUUUCUUAGUCGCACCAUUGAGAAAUAAAGUCGCACUCUAGAGCCCUGAUUCAGGGAUUUCAUCAUCAUCUGAACGUCCUUCAGCACUCACUACACUCAUGUCAAUGUGAGCAUGUGACCUGACACACGUGUCUACUGACUAAAAGAGAUCAUAAUAAUAAACACAGACGUGUGCUUUAUUAUCUGCUGCUCUUUUAUUAAACUCUCUUGCUCUUUUGUGGCGUUGUAAGAGUUGAACAUUACACGACACUUUGUCUGUUCAUAUCCUCAUCUCACCUGGUCAUGUGACACAACAGAAUGCAGACCGUUUCCCAGACGACAAUGCAUUGUGACAAUCGCCUUGACAACCGCUUGUGUAACAGGACGCAGGUGGUGGUGUGACAUCUCUAACACCACUUGAAGUGAUCGGUUCUGUUCCAGAUUCAUGAGGUCAUGUGUCUGCGUGUGUUUGACUCAGAAUAAAGGGCUAUAAUCAUAUCAUGUUAUGAAGAUGGAUUGUUUUCUCUUGUGUUGUCGUGACCGGCAGACACAUAUUGUGCAGCUAACACACAGCAGUCCUUGUGUUCUCCUAACAGAUAACAGAUUGCGUUCUCUCUCUCUGUGGAACAUGAUGAGGAGCUCAUUGAAUUAUUUGAUCACUGAAAGAAUAUAAGUGAGUGUUUUCUCUCAGGAUAAUCAUUGUGUUCAUCUUGUGUAUCUAAGCUGGAGUUGUGAGGAGAAUUAGUGUGCGUUUGUGAACAUGGAUGGACACACACACUCUUCAUCACAGCAGACGUCUCCAGCGGGACAGAUUUCACUGCUCGUGUCUAGCAGAUCUUUAGUCUGUUCACCGAUCUCACACACACACCUCUGGGGCAGUAACGGGUCUCUCCGGCUGGAGAUGUGUGUGUUCACACCAUUCACUCUUUCACUGACGACCGACAAGAUCACACGGAGAGAGAGAGAGAGAGACAGAAGAUCACAGUGUGUUGUUUAUAUUUGUGACGAUGAUGGACGGAGAGAUGUGAGGUGAAGACAUGAUGAUGUAGUGUGCAGAAACACAUGUCGGUGCAUCUGAACCUCCUCUAUCUUUGCACCUGAUGUCCAUCCAGUGAAGAAUGCUUUUGUGAUUUUAUUUCAUUUCUUCUCAACCAUGCUCUUCCUCUCAUGUAAACACAAUCAUCAGUUCGUUGAGGUUUGCUGUUUAUUGAAUGAUGUUUAAAGUCACGUGUGCGUGUGUGUGUUUUGUCAGGGGGUAACAUGGACAGUCUCCAGCAGGCUCUGCAUCAGUCCGUGUUUCUCUCGGCUCUGUCGGCUCACCCGUCUCGUGAUCUGCCGCUGUGUUGGGAACAGCACUGUAAACUGCUGCCGGGUGUGGCGGGCGUUCAGGCCAGUCGUGUUGCUCACUGGACCGCAGAGGAGGUGUCCGAUUUUAUUCAUUCUUUACCCGGCUGUGAGGAACAAGCCAAGCAGUUCAGAGAGGAGGAAAUCGACGGUAAAGCCUUUCUGCUGUUGACGCAGCGAGAUAUCGUGAAGAUCAUGAGCGUGAAACUCGGCCCCGCCCUCAAGAUCUACAACUCCAUCCUGAUGUUCAAACACGGCGAGGACAACCAAUCAGCGAGCAGCGAUACUAACACAUGAAGCUCGAGCGAUGACAGGUCCCGUAUGUAUGUGAAACAUGGAUGUCUACUGUAUUGAUGCAUUCCGACACCUCUCGUGCCCCAAACGCCUUCCGUUACUGCGAGCAGAUCCUUCAGGUUCCUUCUGCCUUUGACCAGCCAUACAGGAUGUUCUGCACACGCUUGUUCCCGCUCUACAUACAAACUCAGUCACGUGACAAUCAGGCCAACACGGCCGUAUCAGGGCUCUCUCUCUCUCUCUCUCUCUCUCUCUCUCUCUCUCUCUCUCAGUCACGGUGCUAACAGAUGAACAGGGACUCACUUCUCUUGUGUUGAAGGAGUAGUUCAACAAAACAUGAUAGUCGUGUCAUCAGAUACUCGCUCUCUUUCCAAACAUCUGUGACGUCAGCAACACGCUCUGAUGUGAUGUCAUAUAAAGAUCGCUGGAGAUUCAUCUUUCCUGUGGUGUCGCGAGUAACCGAUGAGCGUAUUUUCAUCUUUGCCUGAACAAACCCUUUAAAGUGCUUGACGUUCUGUUAUUGUGUAAAGUUGUGUAUGAUUUACUGUAUCUACUGAAUCAUCUUUUAUUUAUUGUGCAAAACCAAAGGCUGUUUGCACAGAGAAGGAUCAAUAAUAUAUUGUAUAUUAUCAAUUUCCAAAUGCCAAAAGGAUAUCUUUUAAAUUGAAGAGUGUCUAUUUUUGUGAUGUAGUGCACAGACACGUGAGAAUUAGACGAUUCCCCAUUUAUGUUGAAGAGAAUUUUCUGAAAGUAAGUGAAAUAGUUUUGUGUACGUGUGAAUGUCACUUUCAUCUGCUUCAGUGGUCUGAAUGAAAGGUCACGCAUCAUGUGAACUCUCCUUUAGCAUCAGGGCAUUUUCCAACGGAUAUUUAAAGCAAACGUUAUAUAUUUGCUACUGUACCUCUAUCUGUUUUGAUCUGAGAAUUUAUAUUCAUUUCAUUUUGAAGACGUUUAUUUAAAUCUAGCCAAACAUCAAGCAAACGUCAGGAAUGUAAAUCCCUCUCUCUUCUGUAUUUUAAUGUUUAUUUCCGAGCACAGAGGUCGAUUUUAUUUUGUUCUCUGUAUUUCAGUAGAUUUAGAUAUGGUUUGAUUUCUUCUGUACAUAUUUAUCAAGCCUCUUUCUUAAACUCACACUUUGUGCAACAGAACUUAUUCAGACAACAUCGGCUCACCAAUAAACAAAUGCACGUCUCCCACAUGAA
Messenger RNA from Triplophysa rosa, 3593 nucleotides. RefSeq names its product lethal(3)malignant brain tumor-like protein 4. The record is from RefSeq and is a predicted model, not a curated record. Bases 2014 to 2394 code for a protein of 126 amino acids. The transcript has 3 exons. Gene Ontology annotation, molecular function: protein binding. Lineage: Eukaryota; Metazoa; Chordata; Actinopteri; Cypriniformes; Nemacheilidae.